Molecule: messenger RNA, 4502 nt
Organism: Eleginops maclovinus (Patagonian blennie)
Lineage: Eukaryota; Metazoa; Chordata; Actinopteri; Perciformes; Eleginopidae
Gene: raraa
Product: retinoic acid receptor, alpha a
Exons: 10
Coding region: 901-2232 (443 amino acids)
Biological process (GO): regulation of transcription by RNA polymerase II; retinoic acid receptor signaling pathway; cellular response to corticotropin-releasing hormone stimulus
Cellular component (GO): nucleus; transcription regulator complex
Molecular function (GO): nuclear glucocorticoid receptor binding; zinc ion binding; nuclear receptor activity
Source: RefSeq, a predicted model, not a curated record
GACUGCAAUGGUUACCUCCGCGCGAGCCGUGCCAAACUUGUCCUCUCUCUGAAAAGCGGUUUUCCGUCUCUUUACGCACCGCACGAUUUUGCUCGUUUCGGGGGUUUAUGACACCCGGAGACCCGAGAGAGACACCGUUUGCAGAUUAGUGAGUCGGCAGAAAACUUUACAGAGAGUACCACCGCGGAGAAACACGGGUGAAGUUCCUCCAGCAGCAGCAGCAGAAGCCGGAGGGGACCGGGAGGAGGAGUCAACAGGUCCCAGCUUAGGAGCUGCUAUCGAUUCAACGGGAGAUUUCCUUGGCCAAGGACAGAGAGAUUGACGUUUUUGGGGCUGCAGAGGAGAUGCCCGUCCAAGGAGAAGAGCUUUGCCCUGGCAUCAUGUGAUCCGCGCAUUCCCGAGGAGCGCUCCGCAGUGGAAGAGUGAAUCUCCGCUCCCUUGGAAAAAUCACGACCACUAAGCACCCCUAUCGCCACUAUCCCAACUCCUGCAGCCAUCACCUUUUCUUGACUCAACUUGCCUCCUGUCUCUUUUUAUCCCCCCUUUCAUCUUAACGAUAAGGAAUGGCCUCUUGCAAAUAAGACCUUUCAAACGGUUUCACAAUACCAGAGAAAGGAAGGAUAAAACUCUCUCUUCCAACCUGUGUCUCUUUUCAUCUUUGUGCACCCUUAACACACACAUUCAUAAACCAGCUGGAUUUUUUUGUGACAUCUACAGCAGCCAUUACACAAGUUUCCAAACCAUAAGGACGUUUUUUUCCUCGCUUGGAAGUCUAUUGGAAUAUCUACUCAUGCAGAGCCCCUAUGGGGGAUUGAACCAGGAAUCCAAACUGACUUCUGUUUGGCUCCAUUAGAUUUUUUUACGGUGGUCUUUCUGUGACUGGAGGUGGACUGAGCCAUCAUGGCAGGGAAGGGCAACCCUCACCUCAACGGCUUCCCCAUGCCCACUUACUCCUACUUCUUCCCCCACAUGUUGGGGAGCCUGUCCCCUCCAGCGCUCGCGGGACUUCCCCUCAGUGGAUACAGCACCCCCUCACCAGCGACGAUAGAGACCCAGAGUACCAGCUCAGAAGAGAUAGUGCCAAGCCCGCCCUCGCCUCCCCCGCCGCCCCGCGUCUACAAGCCCUGCUUUGUGUGCCAGGACAAGUCCUCAGGGUACCACUAUGGUGUCAGCGCCUGCGAGGGCUGCAAGGGCUUCUUCCGGAGAAGCAUCCAGAAGAACAUGGUGUACACUUGUCACCGGGAGAAGAACUGCAUCAUCAACAAAGUCACCCGCAACCGCUGCCAGUACUGUCGGCUGCAGAAGUGCCUGGAAGUCGGGAUGUCCAAGGAGUCAGUGAGGAACGAUCGGAACAAGAAGAAGAAAGAUGACAAGAAGCCGGAGUGCACGGAGAUCUACGUGCUGAGUCCUGAAACGGAGAGGAUGAUCGACCGGGUUCGCAAGGCACACAAGGAAACGUUUCCCUCCCUCUGCCAGCUGGGCAAAUACACUACGAGUAACAGCUCAGAACGACGUGUAUCUCUGGACGUAGACCUGUGGGACAAGUUCAGUGAACUCUCCACCAAGUGCAUCAUAAAGACGGUGGAGUUUGCUAAGCAGCUGCCCGGCUUCACAACGCUCACCAUCGCCGACCAGAUCACUCUGCUAAAAGCCGCCUGUCUGGACAUCCUGAUACUCCGGAUCUGUACGCGCUACACACCAGAGCAGGACACCAUGACUUUCUCAGAUGGACUCACGCUAAACCGAACCCAGAUGCACAACGCAGGCUUCGGCCCCCUGACCGAUCUGGUUUUUGCCUUUGCCAACCAGCUCCUUCCUCUGGAGAUGGACGACGCAGAGACGGGGCUGCUCAGCGCCAUCUGUUUGCUCUGUGGAGAUCGUCAGGACUUGGAGCAGGCAGAGAAGGUGGACGUCCUGCAGGAGCCCCUCUUAGAGGCUUUAAAGAUUUACGUGAGGAGGAGGAGGCCCCACAAACCGCACAUGUUCCCCAAGAUGCUGAUGAAGAUCACUGAUCUGAGGAGCAUCAGCGCUAAAGGAGCCGAGCGUGUCAUCACCCUGAAGAUGGAGAUCCCCGGCUCCAUGCCCCCCCUCAUCCAGGAGAUGCUGGAGAACUCAGAAGGUCUGGAGAGUGGGGCGGCGGGCAGCCGGGCCAGUGGCGCCCCCCCCGGCAGCUGCAGCCCCAGCCUGUCCCCUAGCUCUGCCCAAAGCAGUCCCGCCACACAAUCGCCGUAGAAGCGGCCCACCUUUUUUUAAUUUUCCGUCACGAUGCUCUCUGCGUUCUUAAGGGGAAUGGGCGAAGGAGGGGGGGGCUUGGACCCUAACUGUUGAACACCGGCAGAGCCAACCUCCUCCUACGACACAAACCCCCCCCCUCUCCCCCCCUUACCCCACCUCGUGAUCUGCCUUUUCCUCACUCUGGAGCACCGUCCUGAUGUGAGGGGGGGUGAGUCCAGGGCGGGCCGGGGCGACAGGAUGCCUCUGAGAGACCACACCGUAAACACUGCUGAAUGCUCCUCCCCCGUCUCCCUCUACUCUCUCCUCCACUGCUGCUCCUCCUUUCUCCUACAGACUCAUGGAAACGGAUGCAGUGGCGAUCGGUUCGCGGGACAGAUGUAGGAUCAAGGAUUAAGCAUACAGACCGACUCAAUGAACACCUGACACUUUUUUUGUUGAACUCUGAGGCAGACUGCAAGCUUGGGACUUGUCAAAAGAUCCCCCCCCCCCCUCCUCAAAAGACUCUGGGUCUUUUCUCUUUUUCCAACUUAAAAAAGACAGAUUUCGUACAAAAGAUAUAUAAAUAUAUAUAGAAAAAGUUAUUGUGAUGGACACAUCCGGAACAGAAUGGCAGGUUGAAAUGACGACAUGUUUUCUGAGAGUAAAAAAUGGUUGUACUCCUUCACUGUUUGAAUCUUUUCAUACCCACCGAGAGUAUUGAGAGAGACCUUUCAGUUUUAUCACAUUUGUACAUUAUUCUAAUUAAGGAAAAAGCAAAAGAUGUUGAAAUUUCUCUCCAGUCUACACAUGCAAACACACACAUACAUAAACAAAUGUGCACAGAAAACAAGUCGCAAUGAAUAUCACCUUCUAUUCCAGGUUGGAUUUGUUUUCCUUUUUUCUUUAUUUUUUUUUUGCUUCCAAGAGAAUGGAAAAAAAAUGAUUGUAUGAACAUGGUUGUAUGAUAUGGUCACAGGUCCUUUCAAGAAAUCAAAUUAAUGAAGAUUCAUUAUUAAGGUGUAUUUUAAGUAGCCUUUGAGUUUGUGUAUAUAAGCUGUAUUCAUUUCUUUAAAACUAUGAAGAGUUUUAGGCUUCACCUGAUUUUUUUUUUUUUUUUAAGAAUACCUUUUAUGUGUUUUGUUUAUAGGUUUGUGAUGCAAGAAAAUACAUUUGAGCACAUUUUACUGAAGGAAGUUCUUUCAUGUUUUGUGUCCUACUAAAUACUGGACAGACCCUUAACCAAUCACUGGCUGUUCAGGAUGUGGCUUUCACAGACAAUUUAAACCUCCCCCCUCUCACUUUUAAAAGAUGUUUUACAUACAGUAGAAUGACAAAGUAGCACUCCAGUCGGGGCAUAGCUUUUUUUUGGCCGUGUAGCAGAAAGAAAUGGUGUUUUUCUGAAAAUGGUGAGCCGGACGUCACUUAUAGCCGGCCAGGUUCAAGUGAGCCACAGCAGCUCAGCUUCAAAGAGAGUUAAAAUGUGAAGAAUGGUGUACAUACACACUGUAUUAAACACAAGUGAUUCUCAGUAGCCUCUGAAUGGAUCAAUAAUCUGUAGUGGAUGGGAAAAGAAUAGAUUGUAGUGAUGCCUCUGCUCUCUCAGCGGUCAGGCAAGUGAAGGUCCCAAAUGUGAUGUUUGUCAACUAAGUCCUCACAAAUGUUCCCCUGGCAACCUGUGGUAGAAACAAGUAUGUGACUUUUUUGCCGGAUCCAGAGCAACCUCGCACCCUGUGACUCACUUUACGCCAAAACGCCUUCACCGUUAACACACGUUUCAUCUAGACCAUCAUUACUGUACACACGCCAAUGUCUCAGGAAGGAAUCAUUUUGUGUGCUUGGCCUGUUCUAUGUUUCUGUGCUGCACCCCCCCCCCCCCCCCCCCAACCCUCCUAUCACAGAUGCACACACACACGUCUGCUACUGAGCCCCUGAAUUUUAUUUCACUCGUUUUUUUGUUCAGCCUGGCAGACCAGGACCUGUGCAGAGAGACACUUACCCCAACCCUGCAACGUUACGACAUAGGAUGCCAGUGUGGAGUCUCUCCGAGUCGUUCAUGUGUUCUUUUUAUUUGUACGGUCAAAGCUGCUUUCAUCAUUUAGGACUUCACCUGUCCAGAACAGCGCACAACUUUUCCCUCCACAGCUAAUCUGGAAUAGCAACAGACACACCGUCAGUUUGAGAAAUAUGGAAUAUGUUGCAAUUUUGUCAAGAUUAUCAAGCGACUUUGGAAAAAAAACAAAACAACAAAAAAAAAAGAUUAAAAAUAAAAACCAACAUUUAAUAUUAAA